Messenger RNA from Linum trigynum, 2200 nucleotides. The record is from the annotation of a GenBank genome assembly. Lineage: Eukaryota; Viridiplantae; Streptophyta; Magnoliopsida; Malpighiales; Linaceae.
CGGCUGAAGUACCCGCCCGAAUCCACGCCGGCGAAUUCUGCAGCGGCUAUCUUCUUCUUUUUCUCUGCAGUUUCCAUGGCCUGCUCUGGACUGCUCUUCAAUUCCUUCGUCGACAAUAAGUGCUUUCGACCUUGCCAUCUCAAGCCUGCGGUUUCUUAUCCAAGAUCGCUCUCGACUUCAAGAGUUUAUCUGACUCCAAGUUUGAGGAUUUCCAUGUCAAUGGAGGAAAAUGGAGCUCCGACACAGGGGCUCGAAGUAUCAAGGAAGAAGGUACCUCAUGUGUUGACGGUGGCUGGCUCUGAUUCCGGUGCCGGAGCUGGAAUUCAAGCUGACCUUAAGGCCUGUGCUGCUCGUGGAGUGUAUUGUUCCACUGUGAUUACUGCAGUUACUGCGCAGAACACUGCCGGAGUUCAGGGAAUAAACAUCGUGCCUGAUGAAUUUGUUGCUCAACAGUUGAAGUCUGUGCUCUCUGACAUGGAAGUUGAUGUGGUGAAAACAGGAAUGUUGCCCUCUAUCGAGAUAGUUAAAGUUCUUCAGCGAAGUCUUAAGGAGUUUCCUGUUCGAGCUGUAGUUGUCGAUCCUGUUAUGGUAUCUACGAGCGGAGACGUGCUAGCAGAUCCUUCCAUUCUGUCAAGUUUUCGGGAGGAGCUGCUUAUGAUGGCUGAUAUCUUGACCCCUAACCUUAAAGAGGCAUCUAAUUUACUUGGUGGAAUGCGACUAGAGACAGUUGCUGACAUGCGACAUGCAGCUAAGCUAUUGCACUCCCUGGGUCCGAGGAGUGUGCUUGUCAAAGGUGGUGAUCUUCCCGAGUCUUUUGAUGCUGUUGAUGUUUUCUUUGAUGGUGAAGAGUAUCAUGAACUACGCUCUCCUCGUGUAAAAACUCGCAACACCCACGGAACCGGUUGCACGUUGGCGUCAUGCAUAGCUGCUGAGCUAGCCAAAGGGUCCUCUAUGCUAUCUGCUGUGAAGCUAGCUAAGCGCUAUGUUGAGACUGCCUUGGAGUAUAGUAAAGACAUUAUCUUAGGAAAUGGAGCUCAGGGUCCUUUUGACCACUUUUUAAGGCUCAAGCAUAACUCUGGCACAGGGGUAACUUUCAGUGGGAAUGACUUGUUUCUGUAUGCUGUUACUGACUCUGGGAUGAAUGAGAAAUGGGGACGGCCGAUGGAAGUUGCAGUUAAAGAAGCAAUCGAAGGAGGUGCCUCUAUAAUUCAACUAAGGGAGAAAACUGCAGAAACGAGAAAGUUCAUUGAAACAGCAAAAGCUUGUCUGGAGAUCUGCCGUCCCUACAAGGUGCCUCUGUUGAUAAAUGACCGUAUUGAUGUAGCCCUUGCGUCUGAUGCUGACGGAGUCCAUCUCGGGCAAUCAGACACGCCUGCCCAGGUUGCCAGGGCUCUUCUCGGACCAGAGAAGGCAAUUGGUGUUUCAUGCAAGACGGUGGAACAAGCUCACAAAGCAUGGCUUGAUGGUGCGGAUUACAUUGGCUGUGGUGGGGUCUAUCCAACUAGCACCAAGGCAAACAACACCACAGUGGGUUUGGACGGGCUGAAAACCGUUUGCUUGGCUUCCAAGCUACCUGUGGUGGCGAUUGGUGGAAUCAAUGCUUCUAAUGCGAUCCCCGUGCUGGGGAUUGGUGCGCCGAAUCUUAAAGGUGUUGCAGUUGUUUCGGCUGUGUUUGACAGAUCGAGCGUUGCAACAGAAACGAGGAACUUGCAUAGUAUGCUGACGGAAGCUGUGUCCAAGGCCAACUGAAGCAGCUCCUGCUUUUGAUACGUAAAGUGUGAAGAUUUCAAUAGCAUUGUUUUCAUAAUGGUGGAUGAUAACUUUGCUUCCUUGCGUUGAGAUUCAAAUAAGGUGCGGUGCACAUGUAGAAAAUGAGUCUAGCUUCAAUUUUGGAAAAGGUUGCUAUAUAUUCGAGCAACUUAAAAAUUAGACCUGUUUGCUGGAGUAAACGCACAAGCUUGUAUUAUCCAUUAGGCCAAGAUUAAAGAGGAAGAUCUGUUAUUUCGUACCUCUGUUGUAAACUAUUUUAAGGAAAUCUGAAGGUGAUCUUAUAAUUCUAUACUAGAUGGGAUCCAUUAGUGUUGGUCGAUUUUAUUUAGAUUAGCAAUUCGUGAUAACUUACAACCGAUUUUAGCGAUAUAUUGAUAUGCUAUAAGUUGAAGUUGAACCAUAGUUGUGCCAUUAAAAAUACUAUUUCUCU